Molecule: messenger RNA, 969 nt
Organism: Fomitopsis serialis
Lineage: Eukaryota; Fungi; Basidiomycota; Agaricomycetes; Polyporales; Fomitopsidaceae
Product: molybdopterin binding oxidoreductase
Exons: 4
Cellular component (GO): mitochondrion
Molecular function (GO): molybdenum ion binding; oxidoreductase activity
Source: RefSeq, a predicted model, not a curated record
AUGAACUUCUCACUGGAGGUCGCACACUCAGAUCUCCUCAUCAUUCGCGGCAACCAGCCGUUCAACGCGGAGCCCAAGGCGUCCGCACUCGUGCAGUUCCCCAUCACACCUGAGGAGCUGGUGUACUGUCGAAACCACGGCCCAGUGCAGGAGUACGACUGGGACGACUUCGAGGUGAAGAUCAGGGUCGGGGAUGUGCAGGUUGACGGAGCGUCAGACGUUGUGGAGAAAGUCAUCACAGCAAAGGACAUCCGAGAGCAGUUCGAGAGGGUAAAGGUCGAGGCGGCUUUACAGUGCGCAGGAAACCGGCGCAAGGAGAUGUCUACGCUCAAGCCCGUCGUGGGUGUGCUCUGGGAUGACGGUGUUAUCGCCAACUGCAAGUGGGCAGGUGCCCGUCUACGCGACGUGCUUGCUGCCGCCGGGCUUCCUAGAGAUCUUCUCGACCGCGCGUCUGACAUCGAAACCACGACCGGCCCUUCCGGGCUGUAUGUUCGCUUCAACUCGAGCGUGACGCCAACUGAGAAUGACGCUUACUAUGGCGCGAGCAUAUCUUUGGACAAAGCGCUCUCGAAUGAUGCCCUGCUUGCGUAUGAGAUGAACGAUGCGCCGUUGAGUCCGGACCGUGGUGGGCCGUUGCGGGUAGUCGUUCCUGGUUACCUCGGCGCACGAUGGGUUAAGUGGGUGGAUGAGAUUGAGAUCUGCAGAGAGGAGAGUCCGAAUUACUAUCAGGCGAGGGAUUAUAAGGUGUUACCACCAGAGAUCGAGAACAAGGAGCAGGCAAAGAACGCCUGGACGAAGUACCCUUCGAUGACCACGCUCCCGCUCAACUCCGUCGUAGCCUCCAUCACACGGCGGUCGCCUUCAGAACUCUUCGUGAAAGGCUAUGCAAUCGGGCGGGGCUCUGCCAAGGUGACCAAUGUCGAGGUCACACUUGACGAAGGAGCAACCUGGAUGCCUGCGAAGAUAAGU